AUGAUCAGUUCAAUCUUUCAAGCGCCGCGACGGCUAUCGUCACUAUCACGAAUCGCCAUCUUAGGACUAAUUACCGUUUCCGGUAUCCUCAUCAUCCUCAACCUGACAGAAGUGCCGCUACCAACGCUCCCAAAAAUCACUCUUCACUAUGCCAAUCAAUCCAUAUACAACGAGUCCAAAGUCGCUCUCCUCAUCGAAAACAGACCGCAGCCCAUCAUCGCCCCUCUGAUCCUCAAAUUCAUGUACCAGAUGCCGCCAGACUGGAAGUUCCGCUUCAUGGGCUCCAACGAGUCAGUAGCACAUGUGAACUCCUCCGCCGCAAUGCGCGAGCACGUCAAGUCUGGGAAAUUGGACUUGACGUAUAUACCCUCGAAUAUGAGCACUGCCGGUCAAGAGAUGAUUUCUCGCUUCUUGACGAAUCUAUGGCUGUAUGAUACUGUGCUGCAGCCUGCGGAGAUGCUGCUUGUGUUUCAGACGGACUCGAUACUCUGUGCGAAUAAUAAACGCACUAUUGAUGAGUUUUUGGGGUAUGACUAUGUUGGAGCGCCGUGGGAUACAAGAGGAAGAUACGGUGGGAACGGCGGGCUGUCGAUUCGUCGGGUAAGCAGUAUCGUCAGCAUUCUGCAGAACCAACAGCGCGCCAAUAACAGCGAGCCAGAGGAUGUCUGGCUCUCUGCACGCCUGGGCCAUCAUGUCGACGGUCGAGUCGCAAAUGGCUCUGUAUCCCAGCUUUUCUCAGGCGAGAUGAACGGCGGCCCUGGGGAGAUAGUACCCCAGCCGGAAUGCGAGGGUGACUAUGAUGAUGAUGAGUGUGAGCAUGUGAACAUGAUGAAGCAGCUGGAGCAACCUGGACGACCGGGGCAGUGGGUGAAAGGGAUUGAUGAUUGGCGGGAUGGGUCCUAUGAGCCUAUGGGAUAUCAUAUUGGUGGAGCGGGGUGGAUGCAUGGGGCUAUCUGGGGGACGAAGCAGAGACGGGAGCAUAUCUACAAUUAUUGCCCUGAGGCGAAGAUGAUUCUGGAUAUGGAUUGGGCGCCGUUUGUGCCGGGGGAUUGUGCGCAAAAUUGGUAA
Fusarium verticillioides 7600 is the source of this 1068-nucleotide messenger RNA. RefSeq lists its product as hypothetical. NCBI's taxonomy places the organism in Eukaryota, Fungi, Ascomycota, Sordariomycetes, Hypocreales, Nectriaceae. The transcript is spliced from 2 exons. The record is from RefSeq and is a predicted model, not a curated record. Bases 1 to 1068 code for a protein of 355 amino acids.